GUCUUUUGGAGCAUUCUGGAGCAUAUGGGACGUGAGGAGCAUGGAAGGACUUGGUGCAUGGACACAGCUCAACAGGAUACGCAAAGGAAGAAGGAGGAAGCCAUCUUGAAGACCAGCUCGACCAUCUACUCGACCAACCGGUCGAGUUCGCCAACUCGACCGGCCAAGCUUCAACUCGAUCGAGCUGAGAAGUCAAAGUCAAACCCGAAAAAUGUUGCUUCCCCCUUGACUUGUCUUUGA
Messenger RNA from Microthlaspi erraticum, 240 nucleotides. The record is from the annotation of a GenBank genome assembly. Lineage: Eukaryota; Viridiplantae; Streptophyta; Magnoliopsida; Brassicales; Brassicaceae.